AUGACUAGAGUCAAGAAGAAGACCAUGGACCCACCAACGAAUUUAUCUGGCAUCGUCGACCCGGAGGCUGGUCCUACCGCCCCGGCAGAUCAGGCGCAGGCACAGUCGCAACCUGCUCAAAUACCGUCGUCGUCGUCGUCAAUGUCGGACUUUUCAUGCGUCUAUUUCGGAUAUGGUUCCAACUUAUCAGCACGAACGAUGAAGCAACGAUGUCCCGACUCCCUCUUCAUAGGGCUUGCAGAGCUGAAAGACUGGAAAUGGAUCAUCAACGAAACCGGAUACGCAAACAUUGUUCCGUCUCCGGGAGAUGUCGUGUACGGGAGUCUGUGCUUUCUCAGCAAGAGAGACGAGAUGGCACUGGAUGAAAGCGAGGGGGUCCCCUGGUUGUAUGAAAAGAUGACAUUGCCUGUGAGGCGGCUUCUCGGUAACGUGGAGAAGUCAUCCGACUGGGCGGAUGGCGGAGAUAUACAAGUCCAGGCCACGACGUAUGUGGAUGUACAGCGGACGACGCUCGGCAAGAUUGAACGCGAGUACGUGAUCUGGGUCAAGAAGGCGAUCGAGGACGGGCACGCCGCGGGGAUGCCGGCGGGAUACGCUGAGAAGUACCUGCGGCCUUUCCUACCGACAGAUGAGAGGCAGUUGGAAGAUAUCGUGAUGGUGAGGACGACCAAGUUUGGGGAGCACAGCGCUGGGAUCGUGCCUCGAGGAUUCGCAAGCUGGUCGAGGGGAUGA
Messenger RNA from Cladophialophora immunda, 732 nucleotides. RefSeq lists its product as uncharacterized. Gene Ontology annotation, molecular function: gamma-glutamylcyclotransferase activity. The record is from RefSeq and is a predicted model, not a curated record. Bases 1 to 732 code for a protein of 243 amino acids. NCBI's taxonomy places the organism in Eukaryota, Fungi, Ascomycota, Eurotiomycetes, Chaetothyriales, Herpotrichiellaceae. The transcript has a single exon.